Molecule: messenger RNA, 3660 nt
Organism: Xyrichtys novacula (pearly razorfish)
Lineage: Eukaryota; Metazoa; Chordata; Actinopteri; Labriformes; Labridae
Source: the annotation of a GenBank genome assembly
GUCCACGAUCAGCACAUAUCUGGGCGGGCGGAACCCAAACAGACAGCCAGUGUUUCUGGUAGUGUUAUGAACUAAGUUUGUCUACUGUUAACUGUUUUCUUAGUGGCGGUAUUGGAGGAAAAUUGUUAAUUGAAAGGUGUUAAUUGAUUUGUUAUAAGCAGUUUUAAACCUACAGGCCUCAGCUGAGAGGGGGACAUGGCCUCCACUAUCGAGAACACCGACGUGAAGCAGGUAAGACACACCUUACCUUGGGGUCUGUCCCCAACAUGAGAGACAACAUGAACCUGCGGAACACACCGUCCACGUCCAUUAUUCCCAUCUUUACAGGUAUAACACGUGAAUGUUACAGGUCGAAUUUAUCAUAGUAAGAGGACAUUUUAAGACUUAUUUUAAAAGUUACAUUUAUAUUAUAGUGAAUGCUAUAUGUGCCGAAUUUAUCCUAAGACAUCAAGCUUCAAAGUUAAUCAUCAAGUAUUCUCCCUGCAGUGUAAAUAACUUUUAAUAAGCAACAAAUUCUUAAUUUGCACGUUUUGUAAGAGGGUUUUGGAUCAGUAGUGAAUGGUUCAGGAAUUAUUGCAGCUUGUGGAAAUCUGCAGAUGAACCUGAAGUACAGAGUGAGUUAAACUCUUUCCUAGAACAGAAAGAGCAUGCAUAUUGUGUUAGUUUUCAGUCAUUUGUCGAUAUUUGUAAGAAAACUGAGGUUUAAAUUGUGUUUAAGCUGUAAAUUCCAAGUUUGGACAUUUUAACCACAUUUCAGGCUGGUUCAUAUGCUGAUUCUGCUCUGGUCUGUUUGAGAUUUCAUAUUACACCUUUCUGUGCUCUUUUCAUCAGACAUUUACAUGAAAACUAAACAACUGGAAGACAAAUAAACAUGCAAUAACAAUAAACAAUAUUUGAUGUCCCUCUGCAGAAAGAUCCUGACCGGGCCGUGGUUGUGGCUGUAACGUCUCGUGAAGUGUUUGAAGAUGGAGCUGAAGGAGACAUUUUAGCUUUGAGAGAUGACAUGGCAAGAAAGCUGCUUAUGGUGAGAAUUACAUCCUGAUGUGCCCAACCUAAACUCGUUUUUUCAGCCUCAGAUUUUACAGCCUGUCCUGUUGUCAGAGGGUCAAAUUGUUGCGCAGGGUUGUAAAAUUAUUCCAGUUUACUGCAAUGGAAAUGUUUAAUAUUGUUAUGAUUUUAUCUCACAAACAACAUGAGAAAACCAGAACACCAGCUGUGCAUUAAUGCGUAAUUUCCUCCUGUUUUCAGUUAAUGCAUGAAAUGAAUGAGCGUCUGCAGCAGGAAUCUGCUAAAGAGCUUCUCCAGUUUGACGUUGUCCUGAUCACCACUGACAGCCAGCAGCAGCAGCAGAGCUCCAGCAUCAUUAGCAGCACCAAACACCACGGUCAUUUUACUUUAACUACAAACAGAGGCACCAGAAAUCAUGGAAAUGUUUCUCCUAACUGUUACAGGAGAGUUGACUCUCUGCUGCUCUGUUGCAGGUCUUGAAAUCAGCAGAUUCUGUUUUGCCAACGAGGAGGAUUUCGUGGAGAGUUUGCAGACAAAUAACGUUCAGCUUUUCUUGACUUCAGACAAAAGUGAGGCGUCGCAGGCCACUCAGAAAGGUCAAGUGUCCACUUUACCUUCAUCUCCAGCUUUAUCAAAACAAAUAUUCACUCAAAAAUAAAGUAUUUAUCACACAACUGGAUUUGAACCUCAGUUUUGCAUCCUUUCCUGUUGUUAUUGUUCAGAUGUUUGGCGUCUUUGUGAAAUGAGAUGAUAAGUCGUCCGUCUUGUCACUGAUCCAGGUGUUCUCUCAGCACUGCUGGAUCACCAAGAAGCUUCCCCUCCAUCUGAUCAGCUCAGAAUAAUGUUCUGUGAGGACGCUAUCAUCCAGCCCGACACCGGACCGACACCAGCAAACAGGGAGGCCAUUCAGGUAAUCUCAGAAACAUGCAGCUGCAGACUUACACCGGUAUCUCACAGGACGUUUAAAAAUAAGAGACAUAGGUAAUAUUUCUCUGAUCUGAUUGGAGGUAUACAGAGAUCCACAGUCAGGAUUUCCCUCUCUCCUUCUGCAGGGUUUUGCGGCUCAGCUUGGUGAGAUUCGGCGCAGGUUUAGCCUGGCUGACAGUCCUCUCUGCUUCAUCCUGGUGACGGCGCACGGCAGCAAAGACAGCUGCGCCAGCUCCCUGCUAACCCUGCGCUCCAGCGGGAUAAGCGUGGACGAGGCGUACUGUCUGGCCGGGGCCCCACGGGACCCCAUCAUGCCUCUGCUCCAGCCUCACUUUACCAUCAGGAUCAGCUUCAGCGACCUGGAAGAGUGACAACAGGAGGUGGUGUCACAUGACCUGACAGACAGCCUCACUGGUACAGUCUCAAUCUCCUGAGCAUGGCGCACUCUCAGACUUAAAUGGGGUCAGGUGAGCAGAGGGACAUGAAUCUGUGAGAGCGUCACAUGGUAUAAAAAAAAAACUGGAAUUAGACACACUUCCACGUCAGUCCUUUGCAGUUAUUUAGCUGCAGAAACAUAAAAGUUGAUUGGAUAAAACCACAACAUGGAUUAGGUGCAAAGUCGGCUAAAUUUCACUAAAGUAAAAGAUAAAGAAGAAAAUGCGAUUCCUGCUGUAGAGAUGUUUUUGCAAAUUCUGCGGCCACACUCAUCAGCGCUGUGCAGGAGAAUAAACCAAAUCCAAAGACUUUCUUCUAAGUCCUGUCCCACUGACUCGUUGUUUUUUAGACCUAAAUUCAACCGUCCAGAUUCUGUACAUUUUUAGACAGAAUUUAGACGUCGCACUUUAACCCAUUAUUCAAUGACUAUUUAUUCCAAAAAGCAACUGUGAGUUGCAUAACUGAUCUCCAAGUACUUAACCAAAAUAAUUAUGAUAGCUGUCGAGCAAAAUACAGUUAGACCUCUGUUAGCAUGCUAGUCUAAACUUGGUCUAAAUUUAGACGUCUGAAAAAACGUUCAUUAUUAGACCUGUGGUAGCCUAGUUUUAGACCAGUCGUCUAGGCGACAUUUAGACGUGUUUUAGACUGAAAAAUGCUCAGUGGGGUUAGCUACAAAAUUGUGACCGAGUGUUGAAAUUUGUUUUAAAAUCUGAAACAUGAACAUGUGGAUGUAAGGUUACAUUACAAAGUCCUCAUUCGAGUCCUGAAACACACAGUUUGUGAGUCUGUGAGCCCCAAACUGGACUGUAAGUAAAACGCCUCAUUGAUCAAAUCAGUGAGCCAGAGUGAAGCCCCGCCCACAUCAGAAAUUAGAACCACAGGAUUGGUCACUGACAGUUAGCUUUUGAAUGAGUCGAUAUAAAGUUAUCAGAACUGUGAAACUGCAGUAUUUCAGAGAAGUCGUGUCAUUUCAGAACAAAGGAGGACUGCUGUUGUUUCCCCUCUGACCCUCCGACUCUGAGUUUUUGUUGUUGAUCGAGACCCUUUCUGCCUUUCUGUUGUUUACUUUGUGUUUACCUGUAUAUGUGUGAGUAUUUUCAUACACUGCUGCUCUUCCUCUCAGUCUGGAUGUGUCCUCUUCUCUGCAGGAACAUCGCUGCAUUAAAAGAGUUUUCCGUCUGAUCUUUAUUUUCUGAGGGGCUGUAUGAAUUACGGUGGGAUAACUGAAUAUUUUUGUAUCUUGUGUGCAUGAGAAGAAUCUUAUAAAAGUAAGUGUGUGGGUCUAUCUCA